AUGGCUCACAGCCUAGGCGUCCCAUACAUUGGGCUGAUCUCCCAGGGCCAGUGCAUCUUGUCCUGGCCUAUCCAGAACGCCUUUCUUCAGCCUCAGGCCACCUGCAACACACCAGCCCCCACGUCCCAACCAUUCCCCUCUCACCCCGCCCACAAAGAGCUAGCGAGCCCCACCUGGUUACUGCCGCCGUGGCCGCCAACGCGCACCACUUGCUGUGCUAUUAUGUCCGGUCCUUUUGCAUCUGCCACAGCUCGGGGUCAUGGCCAGGGCCAAGAGGAGCAUGAGAGGUGGCCAGAGGAAGGCAGCAGCGUCCCGGGACUCCGGACUUUCUUAGCUGGGAGCCCAGGUGCUCAGGGGGCAGUGGCCACAUGGCCUGCCAUCGUGAUGCUGUGCACGGCUGGGACUUUGCAGCCACCAGUUGGCACACCAGGCGAAGAGGUCACCCUCUACAUGGUGGAGGCGAUGGAGCACGGCAGGGACCUGGUGGACGGAGAGGAGGCGGGGAUCGGGCGGGAGUGCCAGUGGCUGGGGGAACACAUUAUGGAAGAGGUGGAGGCUGUGGCAGAUGAGGAGCGGGAAUAG
Rangifer tarandus platyrhynchus (Svalbard reindeer) is the source of this 582-nucleotide messenger RNA. The record is from the annotation of a GenBank genome assembly. NCBI's taxonomy places the organism in Eukaryota, Metazoa, Chordata, Mammalia, Artiodactyla, Cervidae.